GUUUGCGUUGUGAUUGCAAUAAUUCGCCCAACAAAUAUAUAUAUAUAUAUAUACGAGUACAGUAUAGUAUAUACGGAGUAGUGGAGUGCAUGCUUGGAGAGCGAUUGCAAUUUGCAACCUCGUACUAUUUAGCAAACUCUACGAGAGUAUCAACAAGGUUUGCCUGAAUGGAGACCCUUUGCCCAAUCGAUACCCAGUACGCAGACAUAAUCUCUGCCCUUCUCAAUCCUCCUUCACUUCAUCAAGUUCAGGAAUACUUCGAUCAGCUCAUAACAACUAAGCAAUGCCGUGGACUUAAAGUGGAACAAAAAGUUGGCUAUGGAAAGGGUGUCUUUGCUGACCUGGAUUUCGAAGAAGGGGAUCUUGUUUUAAAGGACCAAAUGCUUGUUGGUGCUCAACAUUCUUCAAAUAAGAUUGACUGUUUAGUGUGUAGUUUCUGUUUCCAUUUUAUUGGCUCAGUAGAACUUCAAAUUGGGAGAAAACUCCAUUUUCAAGAUUUAGGUGUUUCCGCAAACAAUGAAUGUGAUAGGCAGACAAUUUCAGACAUCCCAAAAGAUUGUUGUCAAAUGGAUUCAUCUGAUAGUGAAGACGAUUCUUAUAGAGAAGAUCACGGAAGCUUGCGAGCAUGUUCUUCCAGCAGUUCUAAAGAUAAAACUCCUCUCCCAAAAGAGGCCGUGGAGUCAUUAUUGAAUGGUGGUUUGGUCUUACCUUACUCAAAACAGUUUUCAUUGCCUUCAGUUGUUUCUUGUCCUGGUGGAUGUGGGGAAACUUACUAUUGCAGCAAAUCAUGUGCGCAGGCUGAUUGGGAUUUAUUUCAUUCUUUACUUUGUACUGGGGAGAGGACAAAAUCAUUACGUAAAGAGGCACUUUUGAAAUUCAUACAGCAUGCUAAUGAAACAAAUGAUAUUUUCCUCCUUGCUGCCAAGGUGAUUUCUUUCACCAUUUUAAAGUACAGGAAGUUGAAAGCAGCUCAUCUUGAAGAAAAAGGGAAGUAUGCUACUCCCAAUGAUCUUGACCAUUGUAAUUUGUCUCUGCUUUUGGAGGCUUGGAAGCCUAUAUCAAUGGGAUACAAGAGAAGAUGGUGGGACUGCAUUGCUUUGCCAGAUGAUGUUGACUGUCAUGACGAAGAUGCAUUUAGAAUGCAAAUAAGGGAGCUGGCAUUCACGUCACUACAACUCUUAAAGGCAGCUAUCUUUGACAAGGAAUGUGAGCCAUUAUUCUCCCUCGAAAUUUUUGGGCAUAUUAUUGGAAUGUUUGAGCUUAAUAAUCUUGAUUUGGUGGUAGCAUCUCCAGUGGAGGAUUAUUUUUUGUUCAUUGAUGAUCUUCCAUACUCUGAAAAGAAAGCCGCUGAUGAAAUUACACGACCUUUUCUGGAUGCUAUUGGUGAUGAUUAUUCGGUUUAUUGUCAAGGUACCGCAUUUUUUCCAUUGCAGAGUUGUAUGAACCAUUCCUGUCAUCCUAAUGCCAAAGCAUUCAAACGAGAAGAGGACAGGGAUGGCCAAGCAACGAUAAUUGCUCUCCGACCCAUUCGUAAGGGAGAAGAGGUAACAAUAUCGUAUAUAGAUGAGGAUCUUCCUUUUGAAGAGAGACAGGCAUUACUUGCAGAUUACGGUUUCAGUUGCAAAUGCCCGAAAUGCUUAGAAGAAGAGCCAUAACUGCACAUAAUUUGCUGACCUUAGGAUACUGGUGGUGCUAGAUGAUGAGAUCAGGGAACGUGGUUUCCCUUCGAAUUGUUUACAAUGUCGGACUUCACCAAGCAGUUGUCAAUUUUGAGUUAUAUUAUUCGUUUUAUUUUUAUAUUGUACUUUAGAAUGGAAUUAGUUUUAUUGUUUGUCUAGUUCGGUCUUUAAACCCGAUGAUUUCAGUAAGAGUGACAUAUGUAGAGGUUAUCUUUCUAUACACUUGCCUGAACCAUAGAAACUUUUUAUUUUGUUAAACCA
Cornus florida is the source of this 1940-nucleotide messenger RNA. RefSeq names its product histone-lysine N-methyltransferase ATXR2. NCBI's taxonomy places the organism in Eukaryota, Viridiplantae, Streptophyta, Magnoliopsida, Cornales, Cornaceae. The transcript has 15 exons. Gene Ontology annotation, molecular function: methyltransferase activity; protein binding. The record is from RefSeq and is a predicted model, not a curated record. Bases 168 to 1655 code for a protein of 495 amino acids.